Messenger RNA from Phragmites australis (common reed), 684 nucleotides. RefSeq lists its product as uncharacterized. The record is from RefSeq and is a predicted model, not a curated record. Bases 1 to 684 code for a protein of 227 amino acids. The transcript is spliced from 3 exons. Lineage: Eukaryota; Viridiplantae; Streptophyta; Magnoliopsida; Poales; Poaceae.
AUGGCGCGUGGCCUCGGCGGUCAGCGGGCUCAGCGAUGCAAGGAGUCGGUGGUGGCGCAAAGACGAGGCGGGUGGCAACGACGCGGGGAAGGCCGAGUCCGCGGCGCACGGCCGAGGCGGAUGGCAGGCUCGGUGGCUGCGCGCGGCAGAGGCAGCUCGAGGCAACGCAGGAAGGUCGAGCCGGCGGCGCGUAGCCGAGCCAUCACUCUGACGGCGCGGGAAUGGCACGCCGGCGGCAUACGGCCGAGGCUGCGCGCCCUUGUCCCUACCCCAGGCUCCCCGAUCGGCACCUCCGCGCCGCGCUCCGGCUCAAGGAUAAGGCACGCCUCUCAAUCAGUGUGGCAUGUGGCUUCUGCCCGUCUGUCUGGGUCGGUUGGUUUCGCGGUGCGCGCUAGGUGCUCGGCUGAUUCCUUGGCUCCCCUGCAGUUCGUGGAGGAGACGUGGGCCAAGGCGGAGAGGCAAGUGACGGACUACACGCUCUACACGGGCGGGCUUGCCAUCGCCGCCGACCGCACUUUCUUGGUUCUUGACAUUCAUCUGUGGGAGGGCUGGUCUGUGCGCUCUUGGAGUGGUGAUCCGAAGCAUUGCGAUGAUCAGCUGCUUGUCACUCAGUAUCUGAGCUCGUUUGAUGAGAUAAUGAUCACUGAGAAAGUUCCAAAUGAGUUCUUGCAUGUUUGCAUUUGA